Molecule: messenger RNA, 1527 nt
Organism: Colletotrichum fioriniae
Lineage: Eukaryota; Fungi; Ascomycota; Sordariomycetes; Glomerellales; Glomerellaceae
Source: RefSeq, a predicted model, not a curated record
AUGACUGGAGUCCAAAGCCCUGUCAAACAGGGUUUGGAAGAGUGGGAGGAGGUCGCCGAUGACUACUCUGUCGUGUCGCUCUCAUCCGAUGACGAGGAUGGUAGUGCCCCUCUCACAACGGCGACCACAACCCAUAAGCCAUCUUCGACUGCCGGUGCAGUGAAGAAUGCCGCCGCCGGCUCUCCAGCGACUGAAGACGCGAAUCAUUCUCGCCCGACUUCCGCCAAGCAAACCUCUAGCUCAACAGCAACAAGCAGCGAUCAGCCACCGAAGCGAGAACUCCUAGAUUUGCUUGGCAAUUCCCUCCUACCCAAUGACGCCAUUCAGCCAAUCUGGAACUCAUACCAGAACAAGCAGCAAACUCCAACGCCGCCACUAAAACCAAGCAACGGCAAGGAAAUCGAGGAGCUGAAUCGAGACAUCGGCCGCCUAACAAUGGGCGCCGAGGACGCCGACGAGGCUGAGUCAUCGAGUAAACCGGAAGGCACCUUGGGCGAAACCCUGGAUUUGGACGACUCCUCGAUGAACCCUACCAUCAUCAGCCAGAAGCUAGAGUCACUUGGCGAAUACCUCCUCGACACGUUCAACCGGACCAGCAAGGAGCUGACUGGCUUUGACAAGGCGCCGAGCAUCGCCAACAGUUGUCAAGCACUCAUGGCGAACAUCAAUGAUCUUCGUCCCAUACUCGCUGAUUACGCAUCGCAAUGGGAUACAAAUGCUGAGAAGGAAAUUCCGCUCGACCCUAGCGUCACCCUUUGGAUGGAUUCUUUGCGUACUGUUCUUGCAAGACUUCGGAGAAAAGCCAGGGCCUGGCCGCAGCAUCCGGCAGGUGAAGAGGCAAGGAUCCGUGCGAGCUUGAACAAGUAUGCUGCUGCACUGGACAAGCAGGACAAGCAGAUGCAAGAGUUUCUGCCUAUCAUACAAGCCGACUUCAACAGCUACCGGACACAGAACAUGCAGUUUCCGGUAGAAACCACGGAAGACUCCGCCAACAGCCCGGGACGUUCAGGUCGUAUCCCGGCACGGCCCACGUCUCGUCUAUCCCAAGUCCGAGACGCCCUAUACGCACUUAAGGAUCAAGUUCAGAAUACGAUUCAUGUCCUCGCAAUCAGCCACCACUUUCUUCCCCAGACUGCUUCGGAGACUGCCGUCGCUGUUGUCCAGUGCCUAAGGUCUACCGUCAACGCCGCGUCCCUCGCCCUGACCAACAACGGCUCGGAAUGGCUUGAAAGUGACUCUGGUAGAGCUCAUAUUGGGUUGCUGUCCCAUGCCGAGUUUAGCAAUUUGGACCCUGCGAUGCUCCGGGACUACGCAGCGCGACUGAAGCAAAUCUGUAACCUCGUAUCCGACCCCAAUAGUCAUCAGCGUUGGACUGAGGAGAUGAUUAAGGACCAUUAUAUCUACAUGUUGGUUGAACAGGAGCAACUUGAUGCUCUCCAUAAUAUCGCCUCUGCACUUGAGGGGAUGUUGCUUCCACAACACAUGAAAACCAAGACCGAGUUUGAUGAUUUUUUGAAGGAGAUGUAA